Oppiella nova is the source of this 477-nucleotide messenger RNA. Lineage: Eukaryota; Metazoa; Arthropoda; Arachnida; Sarcoptiformes; Oppiidae. The record is from the annotation of a GenBank genome assembly.
AUGUCAUUCACGCGAAACAACAUUAUCCUCAUCGGCGACAGCGGUGUGGGAAAGACAUCCCUUUUGCGGCAAUUCACUGAUAAUAGAUUCAACGCAAACGAGUUGACAACCCAUGGCGUGGCCUUUCGGUCCGUGGACUACAACUAUGACGGCUUGCAGUUAAAGAUAGCCCUUUGGGACUCGUCUUCGUUGCCUCAAUACAGACAAGUGUCACGUCUUUACUAUAAGGACGUGUCCGCAGCCCUUAUUGUCUAUGAUGUGACCAAUAGGUCUACAUUUGAUCGGUUAAACAACUGGAUCAAUACGAUCAGGGAACACUCAAAUAUACUGAAAUACAUAGCAAUUGUGGGCAAUAAACUGGAUUUGCGGGACCGGUUUGAGGCCAACCACGUGACCCGCAAAGAGGGCCUGGAGUUUGCGCAACGAAAGAAUGUCCAGUUCUUCGAGAGUUCCGCAAAACUAGACAUAAAUAUAUCG